AUGGCGGAACGGUCGCAGCGGGGGGACGAGGAGGCGUGGGAGGACGAGGACCUGGCGAGCUUUUACAAGCGCAUGGCUGGGCCAUCCAGCCACAAAGCGGCCGUCGCGAGCGACGACGCGCGCAUCAGCCAGCUGAUCCACGAGGCGUCGAAAGGCUCCAAGUUUUACGCGAACCAGCGCGCGAAGCACGACGCGGUCACAGCCAAGAUUGAGCGCGUGCGUGCGCGGCGGGACGAGGCGCUCGGGACGAUCUCUGAGGCGGCGCACAAGCACGCCGCGGCGCGCGUCGACCAGCUCGCCGCGUCGCUCGAAGCGCAGCGCAGCCUCACCCGCCGCAUCCUGCACUGCGACAUGGACAUGUUCUACGCGGCAGUCGAGCUGCAGCGCGAUCCAUCGCUGCAAGGGACGUGCUUUGCUGUAAGCAAAGGCGUGCUGCUCACCGCGAGCUACGAGGCGCGCCGCCGCGGCGUCCGCUCGGGCAUGGCCGAGUUUGUGGCGCGCGCCGUGUGCCCCGAGCUGAAGGUCGUUCCGGCGCACUUUGACCGAUACCAGGAGAGCUCCGAGGUGAUUAUGGGCGUCUUGAGAAAAUACGACGGCAGCAUGGUGCAGCGCAGCCUGGACGAGGCGUACCUCGACGUUACGCCGUACUGCGAAGCGCACCAGCUCAGCGCCGAAGACGUCGCGACGCAGCUGCGCGAGGACGUCAGGAGUACGACGCAGCUCACCGUGUCGGUCGGCAUCGCGGCCAACAUGCUCCUCGCGAAAAUCGCCUCGGACCGCCGCAAACCCAACGGGCAGUUUGCCGUGCCGUUCGAGCGCCAGGGCAUCAUGGACUUUAUGGCGUCGCUGCCGGUGCGCAAGGUCCCGGGCAUUGGACACGUCACCGAGCGCAUCCUCGACGCGUUCGGCAUCCAGACGUGCGGCGCGCUAUGGGAGGAGCGCGUGAUGCUCAGCGUGUGCAUGGACAAUUUUUCCUUCCUGCUCUCGGCAGCGAUGGGCAUCAGCUCGAGCAGGGUGCAGCCCCAGGCGCGCGAGGAGCGCAAGUCGAUCGGGCGCGAAAAUACGUUUGCACCCACGGCAGACGCCAAGGCGCUCGACGCCAAGCUGCGGCACGCCUGCGAGCAGCUCGCCGAGGACCUCGUCGAGCUCGGCUUCCGCGUGCGCACCGUGACGCUGAUCGGCAAGCGCGACACGUUUGAGCGCUUCUCGCGCGGCCAGAGCGCGGCGCCGCACGGCAUCGCGACUGCCGACGAGCUGUACGCCAUCGGCCAUGCGCUCCUCGCGCAGGAGAGGGCGGCGGCGGGCGGACGCCUCGCGCUGCGCCUGCUCGGCAUCCGCGGCACAGCGCUCGUCGACCUGCGCGCCGAGUCGUCGCAGCUCCAGCAGUGGCUCCAAGAAGGCAUCGUACACACGUGCCCGGUGUGCGCCAAGGCGAUCCACGUCCCGAGCGGCACGCCAGACGUACAGACCAGCGCCAUCGUCAACCGGCACAUUGACCACUGCCUCGGCCUCGCGCCGGAGCGCACGCCGUCGCGCGAGGCGUCGCCGACGAAGCCGGCCAAGCGCCCACGCACGCUCGAUGCCUAUUUUUCGACCUCUAAUGUACAGUAG
This is a messenger RNA of Malassezia japonica, 1611 nucleotides long. Its product is annotated as DNA-directed DNA polymerase. Gene Ontology annotation, biological process: error-prone translesion synthesis. Gene Ontology annotation, cellular component: nucleus. Gene Ontology annotation, molecular function: damaged DNA binding; DNA-directed DNA polymerase activity. Lineage: Eukaryota; Fungi; Basidiomycota; Malasseziomycetes; Malasseziales; Malasseziaceae. The record is from RefSeq and is a predicted model, not a curated record. Bases 1 to 1611 code for a protein of 536 amino acids. The transcript has 2 exons.